Molecule: messenger RNA, 1071 nt
Organism: Penicillium bovifimosum
Lineage: Eukaryota; Fungi; Ascomycota; Eurotiomycetes; Eurotiales; Aspergillaceae
Product: lipase/thioesterase family protein
Exons: 2
Coding region: 1-1071 (356 amino acids)
Molecular function (GO): hydrolase activity
Source: RefSeq, a predicted model, not a curated record
AUGUCUCUAGCUAAAGUCACACUCACUCUCUGGGAGAAACUGGACCUGCUGCCAGCAGUGGGCUCCAUUGUCGUCGCCGUCUUCUUUGCGAUCCUCACUGGCAUCCGGCGCACUGAGCGCCAAGCAGCCAGUCUGCUCUUGCAUGCGGGAUAUGCGCUUUUCCGCCAGGCAACUAAGCGCCUGAGUCCGCGUCAAAUGCAGUACAUUCUGCCCUCCUCCGACCAGAUCUAUGAGAGGUACAAGAAGAAGACGGGCCAAAAACCGCAAACCAUCCAAGUCGGUGAUGGCGGAUUGGGCCAUUGGCACGGUGAUCCCAAUGCCGACAAUGUGAUUGUCUGGUUCCACGGAGGUGGCUUCGGACUGCCCGCCCACUCGGGGUACUGGAAAUUCUAUGCGCAGCUCGUGCGCGACCUGGAAAUCUCCGGGAAAAGCGUCGCCGUGUUCGGCAUCACAUACACCCUCGCGCCAGUCGCGACAUACCCGACACAACUCCGACAAGCAGUGAACAGCGUGCGGUAUAUCUUGUCGCAACCUAACCGCGACCCCUCCUCGGUCUUCCUGGGCGGCGACUCGGCAGGCGGGAACCUCGUCGGCGGCGUUCUCUCCCACAUGGCCCAUACUCAUCCGGAGAUCAAGCCGCUACCUGUCGAGGGUCAGCUUGGCGGCGCGGUGAUGAUCGCCCCGUGGACACUGAUGGACACGGAGUUCCCUGAGAUGGAAGUCUACCAUGGCGGCGACAUCAUCACGACUGCGGUUGCGGGACCGUGGGCGACGGCCUACAUCGGUGGUAGAAAGCGAGACUACUACACGGAUCUGUCCACCGCACCGAAGGAGUGGUUCUCUAGGUUCCCCGUGAAAUCGAUUUUGAUCACCGGCGGUAGCAAUGAGAUCAUGUUGCCGAUUAUCAAGGAUUUCACGGCGAAGUUGAAGGAGGGUUAUGAGAAUGCGGAGUUGUUUAUUGGACGUCGUGAGUGCCAUGUGGCGCCGUUCUCGAAUUUGGAGCUUGGUGAUCCUACGAAGACGGAGCAGGGGAAGCGCAUUGAGGCGUAUCUGGCUGAGAAUAUGGUUUGA